AUGGAAAAAGGUCAAAGACUCUUAAAUGAGUUCUGGAGAAUUUGGAGAGACGAAUAUUUGAUAUGUUUACGUGAACGUAUGCAGGCAUUCUUAAAAGCGGGGAGGGUUGUGUCACAAAAUGGACCAAAAGUUGAAGAUAUAGUGCUUAUUAAAGACAACACACCAAGAGGUAGUUGGAAGAUUGGGAAAAUACAGGAACUGUUGUUUAGCAGAGACGGCGAAGUCAGGUCUGCUAAAAUCAAUUUACCGUCCGGGAAAGUGCUCGGUAGACCACUCAACCGUUUAUAUCCAGUGGAAUGUAGCACUACAGAGCCGGAACAGACGAAAAAAAAAUCUGCUGAAUCUGAAAUCGACAAAAGAGCAAACCGACCUAGAAAAAAACCCAGUGGAAUUGGCAAAAAACAAGAUAAAAGAAAGUGUUUAACUUAUGGAUAA
Mercenaria mercenaria is the source of this 435-nucleotide messenger RNA. RefSeq lists its product as uncharacterized. The record is from RefSeq and is a predicted model, not a curated record. Bases 1 to 435 code for a protein of 144 amino acids. NCBI's taxonomy places the organism in Eukaryota, Metazoa, Mollusca, Bivalvia, Venerida, Veneridae. The transcript has a single exon.